AUGUUCUUAUCCGGCAAGUCUCAUCUCAUGUUGCCGAAGCUCCACGAGAGGUACGGGCCAGUUGUGCGGCUUGCGCCAAACGAAUUAUCGUUCACUGUACCUGAGGCUUGGGAGGACAUAUUUGGACGGGCGCAACCUGGAAAAAGGGACGAGAAUCAGAAGGCGCCUUGGUAUCUCAGCCCCGGUGGUUCAGGAAUCCUUGGUGCAGCCCAUGCCGAUCAUGCGCGCAUGCGCAGGCUCAUGUCCAAUGGCUUCUCAACGGGCGCAAUGAUUGAGCAGCAACCGAAGAUUCGGGAGCACGUGGACACCUUGAUCGAGCGCUUGAGGCGCAAGGCUACCACAAGUGAUGUCCCUGUCGAUCUCCGUGAUUGGUACAAUUAUUGUACGUUCGACAUCAUCGGCGAGCUCGCCCUGGGUGAACCAUUUGGCUGUCUCCGGGAGUCGGCCAUGCAUCCCUGGAUAUCCCUCAUUUUCUCCAACAUCAGACUCACAGCCAUCUUGUUGGUCUGCAAGCGCCUACCUCUACUAUUCGCUUUGAUGCCGUUUUUUAUCUCCAUCAAAUUGGUUCGACAAUUCAUGGAACACCAGAAGAUAUCUAACGAGAAAGUGGAACGGCGCUUGGCUCUGCCGGACGCAAAGCCAGAUUUCGUGGCAAAUAUGCUAUCUGUGAGGGGCGGUCAAAGCAUGAGCCGACGAGAGCUAAACGAAAACGCGGUGAUCCUGACUCUCGCGGGGUCCGAGACUACGGCUAGUGCUCUGUGUGGAGCGACCUAUCUUUUGAUGCAGCAUCCGAGAUGCAUACAGAAGCUGAGGGAUGAAUUGCAAUGUUAUUUCAAAAGCGAAGGUGAGAUGGACCUCGUCGCUGUGACGAAGUUGCCGUACCUAUGCGCUGUUACCGAUGAGGCGCUACGCAUCUAUCCGCCUGGACCCAAUUCUCAGCCACGAAUCACACCUACCGGAGGUAACACUGUGCUCGGGCACAGACUUCCGAAAGGUGUGGUCCUUGGUGUGCCUCACCGAGCGAUGUAUCUGAGCGAGAAUAACUUCUACCGAGCUCAUGAAUUUGUACCUGAACGUUGGCUCGGGGCAGCAGGAUUUGAAAAUGAUCGCAAGGACGCAUUCAAACCGUUCUCCCAUGGGCCACGAAAUUGUAUUGGCACAAAUCUGGCAUAUGCAGAGUUCCGACUUAUCCUGGCCCGUAUGAUCUGGAAUUUCGAUUUCGCAUUGGCAGAGCACAGCAGGAAUUGGAUGGAACAACAUCUUUCCUAUUUGAUAUGGCAGAAACCUCCCCUGUAUGUCCAUCUCCGACCUCGCGAUAACCCUCCGGCACGUGUGCGGAUGACCGAGUUCCGGCCCCUCGUGGUAUAUUGA
Messenger RNA from Alternaria atra, 1371 nucleotides. RefSeq lists its product as uncharacterized. Bases 1 to 1371 code for a protein of 456 amino acids. The transcript has 4 exons. Gene Ontology annotation, molecular function: monooxygenase activity; oxidoreductase activity, acting on paired donors, with incorporation or reduction of molecular oxygen; iron ion binding. The record is from RefSeq and is a predicted model, not a curated record. NCBI's taxonomy places the organism in Eukaryota, Fungi, Ascomycota, Dothideomycetes, Pleosporales, Pleosporaceae.